Messenger RNA from Saccharomycopsis crataegensis, 1863 nucleotides. RefSeq lists its product as uncharacterized. The record is from RefSeq and is a predicted model, not a curated record. The transcript is spliced from 2 exons. The coding region runs from base 1 to 1863 and encodes 620 amino acids. Lineage: Eukaryota; Fungi; Ascomycota; Saccharomycetes; Ascoideales; Saccharomycopsidaceae.
AUGGAAACAUCACAGAUCUCAAUGGAUAGGCAAGGAUAUGUUACUGGAUACAAUCUCACGCUCAAGAAUAGUUGUGUGGGAUUGUCAACAGGUAUUGAUGAUGUUACAGAUCCCGAAAUUCGAUCGAAUAUUAAUCCUGCCAAUUAUCAGAUCAAGCAAACCUUGAUCAACGGGGUGUACAUCAAAGAUGAUAAGAGUGUGACGGAAGCGAUAUCUGAUUUGGUGAGUUUAGGGUUUACAUUCAAUGAUAUUGUCGAGCGUAGUGGAGUGAGCGUACCGUACUUGAUAAAAUGUUUUGAAUAUUUGAAAUUGCCAAUGAUGAUUCCAAAGCCAAUACCAUCACCACCAGCACCAACAACAACAACAACAACAACAACAACAACAACAACAGUGAUAGAAACGACGCGAAAGAGAACAGCAGAUGAGUUUUCAGGCGAUAAUGAAGCUAUUUUUGUUAAAGGACCCGGAAUGAAGAUGGAGGAAGAUGGGUUGUUUGAACAUGCCCAGCAUGAUGAUGAUGAUGAUGAUCAUCAUCAUCACAAGCGGAAAAUGAUCUCUGGAAGUUUGGGAUCAAAAGUAUGGUUGUCACAGUUGGUGUUGGAAGAAUCAUCGUCGGAAGAUGAAAAUGAUACGGAUGGUAUGGGAAAGAAUGUGUUAUUUAUGAAAAGAGAAAACUCAUUGAAAGAUAAGGAUGUUCAUGAAACCUUAAAGAACAAUACAAAGAAAAUUGAGGAGUUGAAAAGAAAGAUUCAAGAACAUAAAGAAAAACAAAGAUUGCAACAGCAACAACAACAAGACAAGGUAAAAGAAAAAGAAGACAAUGAAAGUUUGGCAAAACAAAGUACCAAGAUAUCCAUCAAAGAUAUCAAUGAAAGUAUAAUAACUAAACAAGCUUUUGUGCAACGAAUAGAGGGAAUGGCCAAAGAUUGCUAUUCAAGAAUCCAACUGCAUGAUGAUGAAAUUAAAAAAUUGAAAGAUCGACUAGAAACUUGCCAGAAAGCACUUGAUAAGGAUAAAAAGGCGUUUUCAUUUUAUAAUAAAAAGAUUACUGACAUGAAAACAGAUAUUAAGGAUCUUAAUGAUGAGAAAAUAAAGAGGGAGAAACUACUAUUAAUUGAGCAGAAUGUGAAUAUAGAACAACAUACACCACCAGUCAUGGAACACCAACUAAUUGGAGUGGAGAAAAAUGUGGAAAAUCGUAUAAAGACAGAUGAUCAAUUAUUGAUUGCAAAAAAUACCCCGGCUGCGGGUAUGGUGGUGAAUAAAGUGGUUCCUAACGAUAAUGUAAUUGAGUUGCCUGUGGAAAAAGAUAGUGAACUUGUUGGAACAUCAGAGAUCAGUAGUAUAUCUAAUGGAUCACGAGUUGAAAUUCCUGAUCCACUGAUUGUUUCAGCUGAGGGUGAUAGAGAGGAUGCAACGAACUUGGGUAAGAAGGAGAAGAGCUUAUUUUCUCCUUUCAAGUCUUCAUUAACGGCAUUCAAAUCUUAUAGGUUCAGUCCGUCAUUUAAAAGUGACGCAAUUACCUCUGCCACCUGGAGUAACAAAAUUGAUUAUUCCAAAGCUUUUUGUCCUAGCGAGACGGCAGGUGGACGUUGCAAUGAUAGUGAGUGCACAUACCAGCAUUUCAAUAGUAUUCUGGUUUCAGAAUUAGAUAUCAUUCAAGAGAUUGCGAAAUGUUUUCCUGAUGAAAGUAAGGAAGCACAAAAUGCUUAUAAAAAAGAGUUGAAGAAUUAUUUGAUAUCUACUAACAAGGGAAAUGGUGAUAAUGUGAGUCUUUUGAAAUCAAUUAUUGAAUUUCGAAAUGGCAAGAUGUCAAAAGAUUCAUUUUUAGAUUGGUUACAAUUUAAUAAGUUGUCCAAAUAA